AGUAGUAUAGGUAGUUGCGAAGACAACUCGCAUGAGUGGAGCAGUGAGGCAGUUGCUGCGCGUGGAUCCGGGGAACCUGGAGAGCUGUGGUAGUUGGGGUCUUUUUGUGCACUCGUGGGGUUUUCUAGCAAAUCACGGACCUGGGGGACUUAGCGCCGAAGUAGUAAGGGAAGAGACGGGCUCCGCUGCCGAUGGAAUAAAUCUCGGGGGAGUCGUCCCGGACCCCAGGGGUGUGUCGGCCCCGCUGAACCGAGCAGCGACCCGCCUGACCGUGUGGUGUUCUACACAGGGGGACCAUGCCGGCCCUGGCCGCUGGCUCUGGAAAUGACACAGGGCUGUACGAGCUGCUGGCCGCCCUGCCCGCCCAGCUCCGGCCGCACUCGGACAGCCAGGAGGACUGCUUUUUCCUGCAGGGCAUGUUCGCCGAGAGGAGUCUCCACUCACUGGUCAAGAUCCAUGAGAAGCUGCAGCAGUAUGAAGACCAGAAUCCAGCCCCUGUCCUGGACACUGCCAAGACCUUGGCCCAGGAUCUGGUCCAGGAGCUCCAGAACAAGCCAGCCAGUGUGGAGGUUCAAGAGCUGCUGAUACUGCUGGACAAGCCCCAUGUCCAGAGCCUCCUCACUGUCCACGAUACCGUGGCACGGAAGAGCUACGACCCUGAGCUACCGCCCCUGCCGGACAACAUUGACGACGAUGAGGAUUCGGUGAAGAUCAUCCGGCUGGUCAAGAAUAAAGAGCCUCUGGGAGCCACAAUAAAGAGGGAUGAGAACAGCGGAGCUGUUGUUGUAGCAAGAAUAAUGCGGGGUGGAGCUGCUGACCGGAGCGGCCUGAUCCACGUUGGGGAUGAGCUUAGGGAAGUGAAUGGAAUUCCAGUGGAUGACAAGAAACCUGAAGAAAUAAUCCGGAUUCUGGCCCAGUCCCAGGGGGCGAUUACUUUCAAAAUAAUACCAGGCAUCAAAGAUGAAGUCCCCAGUAUGGAGCCCAAGAUGUUUGUCAGGGCUUUUUUUGACUAUGACCCAAAUGAAGACAAAGCAAUUCCAUGCAAGGAGGCUGGAUUGGCAUUCAGCAAGGGAGACAUCCUUCAGAUCAUGAGCCAGGACGAUGGUACGUGGUGGCAGGCCAAGCAUGAAGGCGAUGCCAACCCACGAGCAGGACUUGUCCCAUCCAAGCAGUUUCAGGAGAGGAGGUUCGCAGUUCGAGGACCCACCACCCCCAUUCAGCCCCAGAAGGCCACCAGCCGAAGAUCAUCCAUCCUGCGGCGGAGCUUCAGACUCAGCAGAAGAGACCGGAAGACCAACAAGUCCAUGUAUGAGUGCAAGAAGAGCGAUCUCUACGACAUGGCAGACGUGCCCACCUAUGAGGAAGUGGCUGCUUACCGCAGGCCAGCAGGGGGCCGGCACCGGCUGGUGGUUCUGGUCGGGCCCACAGGCGUCGGCCUGAACGAGCUUAAACGGAAGCUGCUGAUCUCGGAUCCUCAGCACUUCGGCGUGACCGUACCGCACACCACUCGAGGCAAGAGGAGCCAGGAGAGCGAUGGGGUGGAGUACCACUUCAUCUCCAAGCACUUGUUUGAGACUGACAUCCAGAACAACAAGUUUGUGGAGUACGGCGAGUACAAGGGGAACUACUAUGGAACGAGCCUGGACUCUGUGCGCUCCGUCCUGUCGAAGAACAAAGUGUGUUUGCUGGAUGUGCAGCCGCAUACGUUAAAGCACCUGCGGACAGCGGAGUUUAAGCCUUUUGUGGUGUUUGUGAAGCCGCCCUCCCUCGAGCGCUUGAGGGAAACCAGGAAGAAUGCAAAACUCAUCUCUGGCAAAGAUGAAAAGGGCUCAGCAAAACCCUUCUCGGAGGAAGACUUUCAGGAAAUGAUCACUACAGCCCAGGCGACGGAGAGCCAGUAUGGCCAUCUUUUCGAGAAGGUCGUCAUCAACGAUGAGCUCACGGCGACCUUCACCGAGCUGAGAAAUGCACUGAAGAGGCUGGAGACGGAGACUCAAUGGGUCCCCAUACACUGGACGCACUCCUGAAAAGUGCGUGUUAGAGCGUGGGCAAAGAAAACAAAGGGAAGGACUUCAUGAACUGCUGCUCCUUUUAUAAGUGAGCAGGAUUUUUCAGUUUUUUGCAGAUCACAACUGCACAGGAGUUUUUCUCCAUCUGGGGUUGGGUCACAGUUUCAGUACAGCGUACUGUACACUAGAUAUGACCGUAUACGCUCCUUGGAUGAGUUCCUGUGGACUGAUCAAUGUAACGACAAACCAGCACUCUGCCCAUUUUUAACAUUUGUUUCUAGAAUUUUUUUUUUCUUCCGGGUGGGGGAAGGUUUGCAUGUAAAUUAAUGUACAGUGCACAGCAUUACUGGGGCAAAAAUGUGCUUAGAAUACCAAUCUCCAAACAUUUACAGAACUCCUGCUUUCAGCGAUAUUAUUUUUUUGAAGCAAAAGAAAUUUCUCACAAACUGAGAAGGCGGAGGCAUAGUUUUUAUUGAAGAGAAAUUAAUAUAUUAAUACGUUCUGAUGUUUUACAUACCUUUUUAUAUGCAUCUUUGCCAGCUUUUUAAAGUGGCGUGAUAUGUAUAGAGAAGAAAAUGUUCAGUGUGCUUUUCACCAAGGAACACUGCGAUGGUCUCUCUCGCUCCCCAUACAGGAUGUCGUUUCGCAAACUCUCGUACAUUUCAUUUAGGAACUAUUUUAAACUGUCCACCAGUUCUUAAGGUGCACGACUUAAAUUUGCCAUUAAAACUACCAGACUUUGGCUCUCCACUACAAGAAAUGCUCUCAAUCUUGUGUAAUUAGGGUGGAGCGCAGUCACAUUUAUUCUCAUAAAACAGGUCUAAAACAAGGGAUCUAACAGGCUUCUAAGCACUUCCAGAUUUACAACCAAAAGGAGUAUCAAAUGGCUACUUCUAACUUAACAAGCUUUGUUUUUAUAUUAAGCUGAUUUAUUUUGGGGAUUAAUGCUCAGCAUUUUCUUUCUGUUCCAAACAUUAAUCCCAUAGAGGAGUAUGUAAGAGAGCUAGAUGACCAUAAGGAGAGAUGAAAUAAGGAUUAGGAAUUAUGUAAUUUGUCUUACUGAGCCCAGGCUGAAUAUAUGUAGGGAUUUUGAGAAGUAAAGUGUGUGUGUGUGUGUGUGUGUGUGUGUGUGUGUGUGUGUGUGUGUGUUUGUAUUUCUAUCAUUGUGAGGGCCAACUUAAGAAUACACACCAACAGAGUGAGGUCCGUUUGCAAAGUGAGGUCCGAAACCCCGGUCCUCACAACGUAAACUGUGGAAUAGUGUUAAGGGGCGUGCCUAGAAGCUCCUGGCAAAAUUUCUCAUUGGUCCUUACCUUGUCCGUAAUGUUGGAAAACUG
Messenger RNA from Scleropages formosus (Asian bonytongue), 3346 nucleotides. It is a transcript of the gene mpp7a, whose product is annotated as MAGUK p55 scaffold protein 7a. The coding region runs from base 297 to 2027 and encodes 576 amino acids. Gene Ontology annotation, molecular function: protein binding. Lineage: Eukaryota; Metazoa; Chordata; Actinopteri; Osteoglossiformes; Osteoglossidae. The record is from RefSeq and is a predicted model, not a curated record. The transcript has 17 exons.